GACUACAUUGUCACACUCCUGUGGCCAUCCAUCGUACCAGCGACACGCCUGCUCUCGUACGAGGGAGUGAGGACGAGGAUGAUGGAUAUUAUAUACCACGAGGUUGCAGCACUCAUCGCCCCCAAGAAGGCAAAGUGGAAGGACACCGGUUGCACCUUGACGACUGAUGGUGCCACUGACCAGCGCAACAAGCCGAUAAUGAACUUCAUCGCAGCAGGCCAGUCAGGGCCAAUCCUUAUUCGCACCAUCGAUAUGUCAGCUCGAGACAAGACAGGCGUGAGUUUAGCCGAGAUAUGGGAGGGGGUGAUACGAGAUGACGUAGGGGUGGAGAGUGUGAACGCCAUCUGCACAGACAACGAAGAGGUUAUGAAGGCGGCAGCGAGUACUCUACAGGACCACCCAGACCCUGCCAUUGCACGGAUCCCUUGCGCGGCGCAUUGCUUGAGCUUGCUGCUUAGAGACAUUGCGGCACAGCCAUGGGCCGCUGAAGUGAUGAAGAGAGCGGAUAAGAUCAUCAAGUUCAUGCGGAACAAGCAAAAGGCGCUCCAUAUUCAUCGAACCGCGAAAGGGGCCUUGGACCUGACACGCCCGGCUGACACACGGUUCGGAACUGCAUAUAUGAUGCAGGAGAGGCUAUAUGAGCAGAGGAUGGUGCUUGAUGGGGUCGUGUCCUCUGAUCGGUGGAGAGAUGCACGAUGGGCAGGAGACGUGCGAGUGGACGAGCCGGAGGUACGCAGACUUUGCAGAUCAGACUGGUGGUGGCAGCAGGUCAAGAAAGUGAUGGACGUGAUGGAGCCCUGCUACACCUUCUUGAGGGCCAUGGACUUCGACGGUUCAUCACCCCCAGGGUUGUGGGAUUUGGAGUCCAUGUUGCGGAGGAGAAUUGAUGUAUUGGGCCUGCGGGAGGAUGAGAGGAAGGUGGUCUUCGACAUAGUGGCAGACAGAUGUGCGAUGAUGCGGCAGGCGGCACACGCAGCAGCUUACUUGUUGGAUCCUCGUCAACGUGACAUCUCUUUGUUGUCUGAUCGCAGCUCACCCGCCGUGCAAAGUACACUUGAUCAUUUCUCUCGUAUGUUGGGUGGAGGUUGGGAGUCAAAGGCGCUGGGAGACUUGUGGGAGGAUUUAUGGACCUUCCAUAGUGAUGAUCCUCGGUAUUGGCCGGUGGACGGUCCUCAUUGGUGGGACGAGGUUGCUGUUCGAAACGCUGCCAGCAAGACGAUGCACCCAGCAUUGUGGUGGCAGCUUCAAGGAGGCGGUCACCCGAGGUUGCAGGCAAUAGCAAAGAAGGUGCUCGGCAUGUGGUCCACAGCGAGUCCUUGUGAACGCAAUUGGGCCACUCAUGAUUUCAUUCACACAAAGAGGCGCAACAACCUCUCCGCCGCGAGUGUGGAGAAGCUCGUGUUCAUUCAUUGGAACAUGCAGCUUCUCAGCGCUAGCAGAAGGCCUGAGAGUCGCUACAUCGACAUGUGGGCCGACAUGGUUGAGGAUCCCCCGAGGACGUGGACGAUGGAGUGUCUUGCCUGUCGAUCGGACGAGGAGGAGUGGGAGGCAGCCGCUCGAGCAAACCGUCAUAACGACGGUCGUGAUCGCAUCACAUCUGCAUCUCGCUAUGUCGACGAUCAUUAUGAGCCUGGCCCUUGGGCGGAUGCCGUGUGGAUGCAUCGUGAGAUGGCGGAGCACAUGCAGCAAGAGAGGGACAAAGGGAAGACCCUUGCCGAGGACCAGCAUGAUGUCCUCGAUGACUGGGCGGGGCUAGACCCUCAUGAGGACUUCGACGCAUACGUGGCCGGCACUUUCCGCACACUGAGGACCCUACGGGAGAGGGUGGGAGGUCAGACCGAUGUUGAGGGGUUGUUGGCCAGUGAGGAUGCUGAGCAGGACAUAGAUCGCUCCUAUGACGGCGUUCAUGGAUCGAUACCACUACGAGAGGCAAGGGCGACAGGGUCCACACAAGGCUCCGCUUCUCAAACCUAUGAUCGUGCCGAGUCAUCUCAUCAAGGGGCAACGGUGAUUGGCAAGACCACAAUCGUAGAGGCGCAUGCCUGUGCAGGGACAGCGUCCGGCAGUGCCAUUGACCAUGAGCGUCGAAGCGAGGGAUCUCAAAGUGCAGGUGUUCAGCAUGGGUCGGAGCAGAGGGCGGAGCAGAGGACAGAGCAAAGGGUGCACCAGACGAUCGACCAGAGUGUGGUCGACAGGCCGCAACAGAGGACGGAGGACACCAACACGGUGGAGCAGGUGGCAAAGCAGGUCGCUGAUCAUCCGAGGGCGACACAAACUGUGGUGCAAACAGUGCAUCAAAGGGUGGACUGCGCCGUCGAUGACACAGUUCAAGAAAGGCGAGAGGAGGGUGCACAGUCAACGUUGGAGCAGAGUGUUCAGCAGACGGUCGGGGACGGUGCAUACCACAAAGCGGGUCGGAGCGUGGAGCCGAGGGUCGGGGAUGCCGUUACACCAACGGUGGAGCAGAGGGCCGAGCAGAGACUGGGAGACAGGGUGGAGGCAUCGGUGGAGCAGAGGACAGAGCAAAGGGCACACAUGUCUAGAGAUUGUAGACUGGAGCAGAGGGCUGAGCAGAGGCUCCACGUCAGGGUGGAUGUCUGUGUGGAUCAACGAUUGGGCCACGACAGGGUGGUUGAAAGGGUGGGUGAGAGCGUGCUGCAUGAUGUGGGUGGUGUGAUGGCGGAGGAGAGGACUAAGGAGAGGGGCAGGGUUAACCCGCAAGAGAGCAUUACACCAGAGACCACAUUGAGUCGAGGCUCUUUUAUGGGAUUCCCCCGUUGCCCCCUCGUGGUGCACAAUCCUCUAUACGGCUUGAUGUUGGCGCACAUGUCGGGGAGCCACCACAGCGCCAGCGAGAAGGGGAGAUAGCCUCUAGUGGAGGCAGGGGCGCAUUGGACACCGUGUCCAGUCAUGAAAGGCAGGGUGGGAUACACAGCUCCAUCUUGACGA
Chara braunii is the source of this 2949-nucleotide messenger RNA. The record is from the annotation of a GenBank genome assembly. Lineage: Eukaryota; Viridiplantae; Streptophyta; Charophyceae; Charales; Characeae.